Molecule: messenger RNA, 2299 nt
Organism: Cucumis melo (muskmelon)
Lineage: Eukaryota; Viridiplantae; Streptophyta; Magnoliopsida; Cucurbitales; Cucurbitaceae
Product: regulator of G-protein signaling 1
Exons: 11
Coding region: 148-1542 (464 amino acids)
Source: RefSeq, a predicted model, not a curated record
AUCAAUCGAUUAUUGGAAAGAGAAGAAGAAUUGAUUGAGUGAAAAUCAACCGAUUAUGUCGAAGAAUUUCUCACGAAUCAGAAUGAUUUCUUCAACUUACUGAUUCCUUCUACUUCCAUUAAUAGAAGGAAUUUAUUUAUCAGCAAAAUGGCGCGCUGUGCCGUCGACGGUGGCUGCCCCAGCGAUUACAUCGCUAUAGUUUUUGCUGCACUUUGUUUGGCUUUGCUGAUUUUUCGGUGGAUAUUACCGUAUGUGAUGUACAAGAUUCCUCUUCCCAAAGGCAGCCGCUUUUGGAUUCCAGUAAUUCAAGUUUUUUCUAGCCUCAAUCUUCUGCUGUCAAUUGUGAUAUCUGUUAGUUUCUUCAAAUUCAAGAGGCAAAAGUGGCGCUCUUGCUAUAUCUGGGCAGUGUGGGUUGAAGGUCCCCUUGGAUUCGGUUUGCUGCUGAGCAGUCGUAUAACACAGACCUUUCAACUAUAUUACAUUUUUGUAAAGCGGCGUCUACCACCCAUCAAAACACACAUCUUCCUUCCACUAAUUCUGUUGCCGUGGAUUUCUGGGGCUACAUUUAUCAAUGUCAAGAAGCCUUUAAAUUACAGGUGCCACAUGGGGCCACGGUGGAUUAUUCCAAUCAUGACUCUUCAUAUCUUAUAUGUUGCUACAUUGAUUGUUCUUACAUGGGCUGUUCGUCAUAUAGAGUUCAGGUUUGAUGAACUAAGAGAUCUGUGGAAGGGAAUAAUAGUCUCAGCAUUUUCCGUUGGAGUUUGGGUUUCUGCCUACAUUACAAAUGAAAUCCAUGAAGAGAUCUUAGGUCUUCAGGUUGCCUCUAGAUUUCUGCUAUUAGUAACGGCAAGUAUUCUUGUGCUGACCUUCUUCUCUACCUCAAGCUCACAACCGCUGCUUUCUCAAAUCAGUUUGAGAAAAAGGGAAGCACUUGAAUAUGACUCCAUGGGUCAUGCUCUGGGCAUACCAGAUAGUGGAUUGUUACUACAAAGGGAACCGGAAACAGUCAUAGAUCCUAAUGAACCACUGGAGAAAUUACUUCUGAACAAAAGAUUUCGUCGAUCAUUCAUGGCUUUUGCUGACAGUUGCUUAGCUGGGGAGAAUGUGCACUUUUAUGAUGAAGUGCACGAGCUUGGAAAACUGCCUUUGGACGACCCUGUGAGAAGAAUCUAUAUGGCAAGACAUAUAAUUGACAAUUACAUAACACCAGGUGCCACAAUGGAGGUGAACAUUUCUCAUCGAUGCCGUCAAGAGAUUUUGACUACUUCUGAUCUGGCUGAUCCCAAUCUCUUCAAUACUGCACUAAACGAGCUGAUACAGUUGAUAAAGAUGAAUUUGGCAAAAGAUUUCUGGUCAUCAAUGUUCUUUCUGAAGUUAAAAGAAGAAACGAGUAUGAGAUCAAAUGGGCGAGACCUUGAACAGAUGGCGAGUUGGAACCUCUCUCCUAGAUUGAGUUCUGUACAAGGCACCGACGAUCCUUUCCAGCAAGAGCAAUUUUCAAAGGGCUCUGGCCAUGAUAGUACUCACGACUCUGACCACUAAAAGUGCCUAAGAUUUGAAUCCUACACAUGCCUGGUUGCAGCUGCCUUUACAUCUCAAGUCUAUUAAUCGGUUCGUAGGCUAAACUAUUUCCUUCUUUCUGACUCACAAGGAUGGGGUCCAAAGAAAAAAAAUGGGAAGAAGUUGGGAGAACAAAGCGUAUUUGUCAUUAAUCUCUCUACAUCAACAACAAGGCAAGCUCAGAGUUGAUAACGCAGCGAAGCAACAGAUAAAUCAUGUGAUUGUUCUCAUCUUUUAAAGCAAUAAAACGAAAGUUUGUCUUCUUUACGAGUUAUGGCCUCCAAGAUGUAAAUGUUAACUGAGGGGAUGCACUGUAAGCAAUUAAUGUCCCCCGUUUCAUUUGAUAUCUAGUGGUCCUCCUCAUAAGGAGUAAUGGCAUCGGCGCUUUCAUCUUGCAGGAAAGAUGGUCACUUUUGAUGAAAUAAAGCACUGAAAAUGGACAGGUGGAUAGGCUGAAUCACGAACUAGACCCAUUUAGUUUUUCAAGAACCCUCCAACUUUUAGGUACAAAAUAUUUAUGUCAGUUCACAAAUUUCCUAAAGUUACCUUUAACUUUUUUUUCUUAUUACAACAAUUACGAACCAUUGUUGCCUUCAACUCCAUGGUUUUGUGCAUUUGAUGCAUCCCAAAUGUUGUUUGAAGUACAAAUUUGACAGCUUCAGCUGCACAGAAAUUACUCCUAAUGUACAGGCAUAAUUUCAUUGUUUACCUAUUAUGGAAGUGAUCUGUGUUACUUUUC